AUGGACACCGGAAACGACCCAUUUGAUUGGGACGUCAAUCAGGUUAUCAAACAUUUGACGCAGCCCGGCAGCCCUUGGGAGACACAGCCUGACUCCAUCGCCGAGAGAAUCAGGGAAGAGGGCUUUGACGGCCAUACGCUGCUAACAUUUGAGCAAACAUGCCCGCGAGAGGAGCUCUAUCCGUACCUUGAUGUUCGGAGAGCCCGUCAAAAAGUAUGGCUUGAGCAACAACUAGUCGGCCUUCGUGCCGAGAGCCAAAAGUACAGGAAAUGGACGUACGAUUUCAAGAAACAGAAAACGCUUGGAGAAGGGCACGCCAGUUCUCCGGAGCUCACGCCCAAAUACAGCUUCAAGACCCUGCAAUCCGUACCGCUCAUCAAACAUAAGCCAGAAUUUUCUUCAGAUAUGGUGCCUUUCCUCUCAGAAAAUUGCACAGUCGCCCUACCGACACCUACUCACAACCAGCUUACUCCGCGAUCAAACGACAUCGACUUGCCAGAGUUGCCAAUAGCAGAUGCAGCUCUCUCGGGUAGUCCCUCACUGCAGACUGAUUUUGUCGUCGCAGAGACUUCCAAUGCGCAAGUAGCGAAUUCUAUUGUCACAACACCUCAAGUCGGACAUCAAAAUAUUGCUCCUAUGGAAGCUCCUCCGACGCAGGCAGAUGCAGCUACCCAUGUACAACAUUACCAGUCUUUUGGAGAGGGUGUUGGAAAUGAAAACACCCAGUUACAGGAUGCUACAUCUUUCCCCCUCUCCCAGACAUCGGACGCUCAGGACGCCUUAGAGCCGCCGCGAAAGAAGAAGAAACUAGCGCCCACAAACAUUGCGCGAGAACCGUUACAUAAAGUUCGUUCGAAACUCCAUCCAUGGGAGAGCAGUUCAGGUCGUGCAUAUCUUGGGAACGGUGCCCUUUCAGCCUACAUGAUUAGAUCCUCUUUCGUCCCUGUGAGCACAAGAUUGGUGAUGCUACCCAAAGGCGGAUUUGCAGUUACCCGGAAAAAUCGUCUGCCUCCCGGGCGAAGACUGGCUGUGAAUCGCACUAUGAACCAGCUCUUGCGGAAAAACGGACGAAAGGAGGAGCGGCUGAGAACAGGGACUCUGACUUCCAGAGAUUCUUCACCCUCGGAUGAAGAUGAAGAAGACAUUUUUGAUCUUGAGAACCUUCCUGAUUUGGAUGAGGCAACAUUGAAAGAAAUCGAAGAUGAAGAGAAGAGCAAUGAGGAAGCCAAGAAAAUCCACCGUCAAAUCCUAACCCAUGAAGUCCAAGCUAUCCUCGACGACACUAUCGAGGGAAUGACUCAGAGAUGGCGGGAAACUAAACUAAUCAAAUAUCAGCGCAAAGCUUAUAAACUCUGGGUAGAUGCUAGAAAGCGUCAUAACAGUCUCCGCGAACGUAUUGAAAAGCAUCAGAAACAGGCAGCAUACUACGACAAACGCAUAAAAAAGUUGUCGAUGGAAAUAGUCACGGAAGUCUGGUUCAAAAAGGAGGAUAUCGUCAGCCAGGCUCAGUGUCUCGAGCAGAGUUUGGAGGACAAAUUAUACAACUUAUGGUUAGCUGGAGUGCUAGAGUCAAGCGAGGCACCGCCUCCUCCUGAUGUGCUUCCUCGGCCAGCGCGACGCCAGAGAUCACAGAAACAUGAUCCAAUGGAGGAACUCUUAACCAGCACUGAUGAGGAGAGCGAUUUCGUCGUGUCAGGCGGCGAGGAAGUUGAUGGCGUAUCAGGUACAGACGGCCAAGCACCCAACCCCGAGGAGCCGGUGACACCAAUCAAAUCGGAAGAAUCUCGUGUGGGUGAUCGCAUGCAGCUUGAGACAGAAGGCACAGCCAAGCACGUGUCCUAUAUUGACUUGACCAGUCCUGCAAGGCCCUCUACCCCGCCUCAAGCCAGCCUCAAGCCUGGCGUUGAGCUCCCAGACCCUCCCUCGGUCCAAGUGAUUGAUAUGGCAGCCAUUGCAAGAUAUUCUAAGUCUCACUGGCGCACCGAGGAUGAUCGAUGGAGGCUUGCUCUUCACAUCCUUCUAAAUCUCGGCCAUGAACAACGCACUCAGGUUCUGGACCUCAUCAGGGACAAAUCUGACGAAGAUAUCUGGGAUACGUCAAUUGUGCCAUUCUCAACGAACACCAAGACUUGGGAGGUACUAGAGAAUUUGCCUCUAGACCUACGCAACUACCAUCUUUCCAGCGUCUUCCUAAGUUUCGUCAAAUGCAAAAUUUUAAGCCGCAGCCGAGUUUUACAACUUCAUAAAAGGGACAAAGAGACUCUUCUUAAGUCACGCACCACGUUUGAGCCGUUUUGCAAGUUCAUUCGAUCCGUCUUGCAUCUGUUUCCCAAAGAUACUCAGAUAUACCGAAGACCCGAGAUGGAUAAAGAGGCCGAGGCCGAGGCCGAGGUGACUGGGACUCCGAAGAAGAAAUCCAGCGCAAAGGAGAUCGUGCAGAACAGAGCAGCCGUUGAAAUGAGAGAACGUCAAAACGAGAUGCUACAAGUGCAACAGGAACGCCGUGCAAAGUUACGAAGUGACCUGGCGACGUCUGGGAUAAUGUCGCGCGAUAAAUCCAGGCUGAUCAUCAACGAAACCAAGGAUGAAAAUCAAUCAUUCAUUUACAUCAACGACGACAUCGGCUCGAGAAUCAAGGAUCAUCAAAUAGACGGCGUUCGGUUUCUUUGGAACCAAAUUAUUCAGGACCCUACAGUUCGCCAGGGCUGUCUGCUUGCGCACACCAUGGGUUUGGGGAAAACGAUGCAAGUCAUCACGUUCUUGGUGGCUAUUGCGGAGGCAAUCGCCUCCCCAGACCAGAUGAUCCAAUCGCAAAUCCCGGUCGAUCUCCGAUCGGUCCAGACUUUGAUCCUCUGCCCAUCUGGCCUCGUAAACAACUGGAUGGACGAACUCUUAACGUGGGCUCCAUCUGGGCUGUUAGAGCCUUUCAUGCAAGUUGAUUCGACGGUUGCCGAAAGAGAUCGUCAGGGCAUUGUUGAAAGCUGGGCUGCAAACGGAGGCGUUCUCGUCAUUGGUUACGACCUUUUCAAGAACAUGCACGACUCCAACUCGGAAAUACGGACGAUUCUACGGUCAAAGCCGAACAUCGUCGUCGCUGAUGAAGCACACAAAUUGAAGAAUCAAGAGACCAAGCUGAGCAAAGCAUGUGCCAAUUUCAACACAACCAGCCGCAUUGCCUUGACAGGGUCGCCCCUUGCAAACAACGUGGAAGAGUACUAUUACAUGAUCAAUUGGGUUGCACCCAACUUCCUUGGACCGAUCGACGAGUUUCGGGACAUUUACGGCAGGGUCAUUGAAGAGGGGCUUUACAAAGACAGCGACACAUAUCAAAAGAAAAGAGCCAUGAAAAUGCUACAGGUGUUAAAGGAGACUGUAGCACCCAUAAUCAAUAGAGCGACGGUCAAAUCCUGUCUCGCUGAGGAUCUUCCCCCAAAGACAGAGUAUGUCAUAUAUGUUGCGCCGACGCCGCUACAAUGCAAGCUGUACAACAAGUACCUCGAAGAACAACAUGGUUCAUGCGAUUCGUUUCCAAUAUUCAGCACUAUUGACGAUUUGGGCCUCAUAUGCAACCAUCCUCGCUGUUUUAGAGAGAAGGUUCUUAAGGUGAAGAAUGGCGAUUACGAUACCAAGAAUGAAAGCGAGAGCUACAAGACUUUCCCCAAAGCCAUCGUGCCGUUCGCAUUGAAGGAAACAAAUAGCGGCGAUAACAUCAACCCUGACCUCUCGAUGAAAGUCGAACUUCUGAACAUCAUACUCGACCAAGCCCGUGCCGUCGGCGACAAGGUGCUGAUUUUCAGCCAAUCCAUCCCCACGUUGAACUACCUCGGAAGCCUUUUCCAACUGACUAAGCGUCGCUUUAGCAGAUUGGAUGGAAAAACCAACCCCAAAGCCCGGCAAGGUGCUACCAAAGCCUUCAAUGAGAGUGAUAAGGAGUUGUACUUGAUUUCCACCAAAGCGGGCGGGGUUGGCUUGAAUAUCCAAGGAGCCAACCGAGUGGUCCUGUUCGAUGCAAAGUGGAACCCUGUUGACAGCCAACAAGCGGUUGGCCGCGCCUACCGUCUGGGCCAGAAGAAGAAGGUAUUUGUAUACCAUUUCAUUGUGGCCGGGACGUUUGAGGAUAACCUGCACAACAAAGCUAUUUUCAAACAGCAGUUGGCACAGCGGGUCGUGGACAAGAAAAACCCCAUCAACUGGUCAGCUAGACGGGCGGAAUUGAUUCACGCCAUUAAACCCGUUGAACGGAAGUCUCUAGCGGAAUUCCAAGGUCAGGACACCAUCUUGGACUGCCUAAUAAGCCACCAAGUUCCCUCUAUCCCCGAUGGACCGGUGUGCAAAAUUGUGUCCGCCGAUACUUUCGAGGAGGAAGAUACCGUUGUGGUGUUGAGCGAUGAGGAACGUAAAGAAGCUGACUCCAUGGUUUCCAUGAAUCGCCUCCGACAAACAAACCCAGCGGAAUACGAAAAGCGAAGGAGCGAACAGCAAGCCAUUUAUCUAACGCAACAACCUUAUAGCACACAACCUUGGAGCGGACAGCCAAGCACGCAACUUCAAGGCGACCCUGGUCGCAUGAGCAGCUCACAGCCAGUAGGCAGAACUCAGCAUUUCAGUAACAGCCAGCCGCAAAGUGUAGCUCCUCAACUCCGUGGAACACAAGCUCGUGGAGAUGCCAAAGGCGACCAUCAUUUGAGCCGGCAGCCCCAGGAGCCCCUUGUAAACCAGAAUCAAACAGGACAGAGUACAGGAUCACCGGCUGUCCCCAUAGUUCCUAAUCAGAACGCUCCUCAGCAAUCGACAAAUGGGAUGCCAAUUCACGGCCCAGCCCCUGUACCAAAGCCAAUUUUAGGAGCUAAUACCUCCAUUGGCAGGUCACAAGUCCCCUCACGCUCAGAAGUUCCAACUAGCCAGAAGGCUCAGAGUCACAUUGGGAGGGUCUCGUCAGGCCCGCCAGAGAAUCUCUUCGCUCAACCCCCAAAGACCUUGGCUAAGGAAGCAUUUCAGGCGGCGCUGAUCGAAGCGACCAACAGUCUUCAUGCCAGAGGAAUGCUGCCAACAUCGAGACUUCUGUCAGCCGAAUCAAUAUGCAGCUCCAUUCACGAGUUUCGGGACAAAGAAGGUUAUGGAUUUCUUCCCGAUGAUCAGCAUUGGAGGCAACUUAAGAGACUGCUUGCGAAUGAUCGAUUUGUUUUGGCGACCCUUUCUGGACAGCUCAGCUGCAAAUUCCUUGCUUUGGCCGUUAAGAACGAGCUCGAGCGCCGAGUAGAUACACUGAGCAAACUUUCUGAGGCUGAGUUUGCAACCCAAAUGGAGAGAAGUACAAAGACACCAGACCCGCAGAAUCUUCGAAAUAUCUCCCGAGGGACCCCACAGAAGAAGCUGGAAGGCGUGGCGGGGAGGGACAUCAAAAUCAUGAGAGAAGCAGCUGACAACAGAAGAAAAGCAGUCCGUACGCCAUCUUUAGCUAAUGACUCGCCAUCUGGCAACACGGAGCCAUCAUCACAGCAAGGCUAA
Messenger RNA from Clonostachys byssicola, 5508 nucleotides. Lineage: Eukaryota; Fungi; Ascomycota; Sordariomycetes; Hypocreales; Bionectriaceae. The record is from the annotation of a GenBank genome assembly.